Messenger RNA from Aspergillus sclerotioniger CBS 115572, 1020 nucleotides. RefSeq names its product phytanoyl-CoA dioxygenase. The record is from RefSeq and is a predicted model, not a curated record. NCBI's taxonomy places the organism in Eukaryota, Fungi, Ascomycota, Eurotiomycetes, Eurotiales, Aspergillaceae. The transcript has 2 exons. The coding region runs from base 1 to 1020 and encodes 339 amino acids.
AUGGCUCCUGCUGCAACCACUGAUCUCAUCCCGACUACGGGAAAGACUUAUACAGAGCCCACCAAUGCGCUUGCCACAGCGCCGGAAGGUGACUGGCGGGCGCAGCUCCGGACAGAUGGCUAUGCCGUCAUCAAAGGGGCGAUUCCGCUGGAGCGAGCCCUGGAGUAUCAGCGCAAAGCGCGCAAAUGGCUCAAAUCAUUCGGAAAUGAUGACCUGGAUUACGAGAACCCCCAGACAUGGCUAGCCAAGAACUUGCCCGUACAGAGCACAAUCAAUACAUUCAGCGCAUACGGGGUAUCCCACGAGAAGUUCAUGUGGGACGCAAGAAUGGAACCUGGGGUGACUGAGGCUUUUGCUCAAAUCUGGGGUACCGACGAGCUUCUGGUCAGCUUCGACAGUCUCAACAUCACCUUCCCAAACCGCAAGGAUGUCCCCCGAAAGGGUGCCUGGGAGCACGUGGAUCAGAGUCCUUUCCGGCGAGGCAUGCACUGCGUUCAAGGCAUCAUCAACCUGUCUACAUCGGGGCCCAACGAUGGCGGCUUGGUUGUCUACCCGGGGUCUCAUCGCUACCACGACGAUUUCUUUGAUGGACAGACCGAUCGCGCGACCUGGGGAUCCAAGGAUCUAUAUUGGUUCAAGGAGGACCAGCUGUCGUGGUUCAAGUCCCGUGGCAUUGCUCCACACAAGAUCUGUGCCGACCUUGGGGAUUUGAUCGUGUGGGAUAGUCGCACCAUCCAUUAUGGAGCCGAGCCUACAGAGGAAGGGAACGUGAUCCGUACCGUUAUCUAUGCUGCAUACUCCCCUGCGAGACUCGCAUCUCCCGAAACUCUAGAACGCAAGGCAGCCGUAUUCCGGAGAUACGGAGGGACCACGCACUGGCCUCAUGAUAAUGUUGUCAUUCGCAAGACCUGGGCUAUCUUGCCGGAUGGAACACGGGAUCCUCGGGAUCGAGACGAGCCUUUGGAAUUGCCGGAUGUGACGGAUCAAUUGCUGAAGCUGGCGGGAGUGAAGCCCUACUAG